AUGGAAACCAAUACAACUUUUACUGAAAAUUCGAAUUCACUGAAUUCAACAAAUUCAAAUGAUCAUUCUAUAAAUAACACAAAUAAUUCUUUAGCUUCAAAAGAAAGAUGGAAUUGCAGUUUGAUGAAUGAAUUCGAUUAUUUAGUGUUUUGUGCAUCAUUAAUAGGUCAGGCAACAAAUUAUUAUAGAUACGGCGAAAAAAAGAAUUGUUCAAAUCAUUUUCGAAAUGUGAAAUGGUGUUUAAAGAUGAAAUCUAAAAAUUUAGAUGAACGAAAGAAAAUGGUAUUAGAAAGAGAAGCAGAAAAGGAAGCACAAUAUAUUAAAAAGAAAAGUUCUUUGGAUGCUGCUCGCGAAAAGUUCGGCGAUGUAACUUAUCAUGCGCAAACAACAAUAAACGAUGUUUUUACUUAUGUUGAAGAAGACCGUUCGACUUUUGGAGUAAUUCCCUUCGAAAAUUCUAUUUUUGGUUCCGUAGUAACAACCUUAGACAGUCUCGUUAAAUCAAAAGUUCAAAUCGUAGAUGAAAUAUAUCUUGAUGUGAAUCAUAAUCUACUCUCAAAUUCAAAAUUCGAAUCAAUAACAAAAGUGUAUAGUCAUCCUCAGGCAUUCGGUCAAUGUCAAAAUUGGAUUAAUACAUACCUUAAAGGUGUUCAACAUGUUGAAGCUUUUUCUACAAGUGACGCAGCAAAAAAAGCAGCCAAGGAACCAAAUUCGGCAGCUGUUUCGAGUUCAGUUUCUGCUAAAAUAUACGGAUUAAAGAUAUUAGUGAGAGAUAUUCAAAAUGUUAAAGACAACAAAACUCGGUUUUUCAUUAUCAGGAAAACGUCAACAACUAUACCAACUGGAAAUGAUAGAACUUUACUUUUAUUCACAGUAGAUCAUCGGAGAGCCGGUGCACUUUGUGAUUGUUUAAAAGUUUUUAAAGAUUAUAAUAUCAAUUUAACGAAAAUUGAUUCAAGACCUUCUUCACAAAGACAUUGGCAUUAUGUGUUUUUUGUUGAGUUACAAGGUCAUAAAGAUGAAUCCGAUGUGAAAAAGUCGUUACAAGAAUUAAAUGGCCUUUGUCAAAGUUUAAAAGUUUUAGGAAGUUAUCAAAAUUUAAAACCUCAAGAAGAAAGCAACAAUUAA
Messenger RNA from Diversispora eburnea, 1128 nucleotides. The record is from the annotation of a GenBank genome assembly. Lineage: Eukaryota; Fungi; Glomeromycota; Glomeromycetes; Diversisporales; Diversisporaceae.